Polypterus senegalus (gray bichir) is the source of this 682-nucleotide messenger RNA. RefSeq names its product histone H1-like. The coding region runs from base 18 to 626 and encodes 202 amino acids. The record is from RefSeq and is a predicted model, not a curated record. Gene Ontology annotation, cellular component: nucleosome. Gene Ontology annotation, molecular function: DNA binding; structural constituent of chromatin. The transcript has a single exon. Lineage: Eukaryota; Metazoa; Chordata; Cladistia; Polypteriformes; Polypteridae. Gene Ontology annotation, biological process: nucleosome assembly.
UUCGAACUGUGUGAGAAAUGGCAGAAACCGCUCCAGAAGCUCCCGCCGCUCCUCCGGCAAAGUCACCGAAGAAGAAAGCGAUUUCGAAGCCUAAGAAGAAGGUUGGCCCUAGCGUAUCUGAUUUGAUCGUUAAGGCAGUGUCGGCUUCAAAAGACCGCCACGGGCUCUCUUUGGCUGGGCUUAAGAAAGCUCUUGCGGCAGGCGGCUAUGAUGUGGAGAAGAAUAACGCCCGCGUUAAACUCUCCGUGAAAAGCCUUGUGACCAAAGGUUCUCUAGUGCAGACGAAAGGUACCGGCGCCUCCGGAUCCUUUAAAAUCAACAAGAAGCAGGCAGAGGCCAAGGAGAAAACCACAAAGAAAAAGGCGGCUCCAAAGAAGAAACCAGCGGCGAAAAAGCCCGCAGCUGCUAAGAAAGUGAAGAAGCCGGCAGGUAAGAAACCGGCAGCUGCCAAGAAGGCCACUAAGAAACCUGCUGCCGCAGCCAAGAAAGCCACGAAGAGUCCCAAAAAGGCGAAGCCGGCUGCAAAGCCCAAAAAGGCAACAAAGAGUCCGAAAAAGCCCAAGGCAGCCAAGCCUAAAGUGGCCAAACCUAAAACUGUAAAGAAGGUGGCACCGAAAAAGAAGUAAUUUGCUUUUGCGUAACCCGAAGUUGGUAUAAAUAAACGGCUCUUUUCAGAGCCACC